Hevea brasiliensis (rubber tree) is the source of this 477-nucleotide messenger RNA. RefSeq lists its product as uncharacterized. Lineage: Eukaryota; Viridiplantae; Streptophyta; Magnoliopsida; Malpighiales; Euphorbiaceae. The record is from RefSeq and is a predicted model, not a curated record. Gene Ontology annotation, cellular component: nucleus. The annotation marks the transcript as partial. The transcript has 3 exons. Gene Ontology annotation, biological process: U6 snRNA 3'-end processing. Gene Ontology annotation, molecular function: 3'-5'-RNA exonuclease activity.
ACGUCGACGCUUCACAUUGCGGGUUCGGCGACAUACCCACUUCUCCCCCAUCAAGCGGAUACCGCUCUUGCCACAAAAACGACCACCAAAUUUGCCCCAAGUCCAAUUACGCAAGCGGAUGUCGUAGUUUUGCCACCUGCUCCUGUAUCACUUCUCACACCACCCAAUUCAAUCGGACUCGUGGCUUGCUUGCAAGCUGGCCAGCCAAAUCGAGUGAGGAGCUUUACCCAUGUUGAAGGAAACUAUGCUUUGCACGUUGGCAUUCCUCUCUCUAGUUUCCUGUUUCAAGAUAUUGUCUGUUUGUUAUCACAUGAAAUCUUUGUUGCAUUAGGAAGAGAGUUCCACAUUAGCUUGGGAAGAACUGUCCCAGUCCGAGUGCAUCAGGUUGAUUCAGUAAUUGCAAUGGUUCGCAGGAGCUUCAUUUUGUUCAUCAGUCAGAUUCAGCCAGUGAUCUCUUUCUCUGCCUAUGCAUUCUAG